GCAGCCAGCAGCCAGCAGCCAGCAGCCAGCCGCCAUCCAGCCACGAGCCAGCCAGCCAGCAGCCAGCAGCCAGCCGCCAUCCAGCCACGAGCCAGCCAGCAGCCAGCAGCCAGCCGCCAUCCAGCCACGAGCCAGCCAGCCAGCAGCCAGGGGUUCAGAGGGGAGAGAAAGACACACCAUCCUCAUCUCAUCUCAUCCUGUCGUCCCUCCUGCUUCUCUCUCUCCAUCCACACGACAGCUACAGGCAUCGCCAUGGCGUCCUCCUCCCUCCUCCUCAACUCCUCCUCCCCCGUCACGUCUUUCCUCAGCGGAGGAAACCCCAUCAUCUCCUCCUCCCACCUCCUCAACUCCACCUCCCUCCUCAGCGGUGGUGUCAACUCCUCCUCCUCCUCCUCUCCUGUUCCCGCCUACAUCGACCCUUGGCAGUCGGAGACGUCUCGCGUGCUGCAGAUGGUUGCCACGGUGAUCAUCAUCGUGGUGGGCGUGCCCCUCAACCUGCUGGUGGUCUGGGUGCUGGGGGUGAAGCGCGUCAUCCGACGACCAAACCUCUCCGUCGCCGACGAGACGCGCACGGCCAGCAGCUUCCGGGUGUACGUGGUGAACUUGGCUCUGGCUGACUUGGUGUUGCUGCUCCGCACGCCGCUCAUGUUCGGGUACCUGGCACACCACUUCUCAUGGCCCCUCGGCAUGCACGCCUGCCGCCUGGUGAUGUUCCUGAGAGGGCUGGGGCUGUAUGCGGCGGCGUGCCUGCUGUGUGCGGUUGCAGUGGAGCGGUGCCUGUGCCUGCUGCGUCCGGUCUGGGCGAGUCUGAAGCGUCCGCGUUGGGCCGUGCCCCUCGCCUGCGGAGUGCUCUGGCUGCUGGCAUUCUGCCUCGCCGCCCCCUACCUGCGGACAGCGGUACUGAAGGAGAUGGGGGGCAAGAUGCAGUGCCUGGAGAGCGACCCGAAAGACGGCACCCCCACGGGCUACUUCGUGACGGAGACCAUCUUCGGCUUCCUGUUACCGGUCACCAUCUUCCUGUCCUGCAACAUCCUGGUGCUCAUCACCGCACGCCGCGCUGAGGGAGGCGGGAUGAUGUCACCCACGGCAACCGGCUCCUUGGCAACCUCAGCAGGGUCCACGGUGACGUCGCCUGUGCUGCUGUCUCAGGUGUCGACGAUGCCGGGAGGUGCUGCCCAGAGCCUGACUAACCGGCGGCUGGGGCGUCUGUACCGCGUCCUGCUCCUCACCAUGCUGCUGUUCCUGGUCUGCUGGGUGCCGUACUUCUGUUUCCGCCUGAUGCGCUGGGUAACGGGCACGCGGCCGCACCUGCGCCACCUCAACCUCACGGCCAUCAGGGGAUACUACGUCUCGCUCUUCCUGGUCUACGUCAAGAGCAUGCUGAACCCCAUCAUGUACGUGUUCGCCGCGCGGGGGCUGGGCCGGACGAUGCGCGCCUCGCUGCUCUCCGCCGUGGAACGCGUCUUCAACGACGAGAACUCGGAAUCCAUGAGGAGGAAGUCGCUACGCAGGAAAGACUCUCAGUUCUGAUUGGAGCAGGAGGGUGGACUCACAUUUCUGAUUGGCUCUGGACAAGGCGGGAGGAAAGAAUACCAGUUCUGAUUGGGUCUGGACAAGGCGGGAGGAGGGACUCUCAGUUCUGAUUGGAUCUGGACAAGGCGGGAGGAAAGAAUACCAGCUCUGAUUGGGUCUGGUUGAAUGGGUCUGACUGGACAAGGUGGACCCCUAGUUCUGAUUGGCCGGGACAAGAGAAUUCAACUUCUCAUUGGCCACAACAACAAGAGAAUCCAUGUUCUAAUAGACCCCUUUAACUGUUUACAGAUGUGAUGACAUCGGGCUGCGCGCAUAUUGCUGGAGUAGAAUCGUGUGUACCGCACAUUUGUAAAGAAAGUAGCUGAGACCAGUGUUUUUUCCGAAAUAAGAAAAUGGAUGGUCACGAUAACUUCAGAUAUGAAGUGGGCGCCACAGACACAGGCAUUCCUGAUGGUGUUCUCAGUCCAGUCGGUACAUUUACUUUCUAACCAAAAACAUCUCCUAUGCUUCUGGAACAGCCUAUUCUCUCUCGGAAUAGCGUAACAAGUGUACUUUUCAGGAUCUCUAUUUUUACAACCGCUUCACGCGCUUCAGGACGCCAUGUCUUCUCUCUUCAUGGUCGGCACGGUCUGUCUGUUUGUGAGUGUGCGUCUGAGCCAACCAUGUGCAUUGUCAGUGACGAAGAUGUAACUUCUAAAGGGGUCAACUGCUGAUCGUCACAGGACCUGAGGAGUUGAUAUUACUGAGCUGAGUAUUAGGAACGUUUUCAAUGAACUACAACCUUUUUGUUAGUGUUUUUUCCCUUACUGCCUAAAGUUGCCAUGAACUAUUUGAGGCUUCUUUUUUUUCUUUUUUAAAGAACUAUUGUUGAGUGUGUGGGGAUUGCAACAGCAGGGAGGAGAACCUGGAAGCACAAGCCUAAAAUCACAGCAAGUUGGAAAAAACAAACAAACUGUUACUCUGAAUGUAUUUGUGUCAUUAUGCAUUAUUUGUUUUAUCUGAAAGAAAGAAAGAAAAACAGUCUUAUUUUUGUAAAUGUUUUAUAUUUUGAUAUGCAAAGAAUAUAUUACAAUAAUAAAAAUACAAAAACUUGAAAAGGAUUGCUGACUGGAGAAGGAGAAGACAUAAGGGUUAAGUUACAUAACAUAACUGUGAAACGCAACAAAGUUCCUUUUUUUCUUCUCACUGAGAAAUAAUGUUUCGGUAGAAACUUAGUGAAGAUUGUGCACAUCCCAGGAAAAAAUACAGGAUGCAACGCUGACUGUAGCUUUCUGAGUGAGGAGUCUGCACAUUUAAAAUCCUUAAUUUUAAUUAUUAUUAAUUAAAAUCCCUUUUUAAAAUUAUCAUUAUUAUUAUUUCAUGGCUGGAUCCAGCAUAAAAAAAGAAAGAAAAAAAGAUUUUAAGUGUGCAGACUCCUCACUCCAAAUGCUGUAGAAACUUUGAAAUCUU
This is a messenger RNA of Engraulis encrasicolus (European anchovy), 2982 nucleotides long. Its product is annotated as C3a anaphylatoxin chemotactic receptor. The coding region runs from base 253 to 1530 and encodes 425 amino acids. The transcript is spliced from 6 exons. Gene Ontology annotation, cellular component: plasma membrane. Gene Ontology annotation, biological process: phospholipase C-activating G protein-coupled receptor signaling pathway; inflammatory response; complement receptor mediated signaling pathway. Lineage: Eukaryota; Metazoa; Chordata; Actinopteri; Clupeiformes; Engraulidae. Gene Ontology annotation, molecular function: G protein-coupled receptor activity; complement component C5a receptor activity. The record is from RefSeq and is a predicted model, not a curated record.